Molecule: messenger RNA, 5062 nt
Organism: Bolinopsis microptera
Lineage: Eukaryota; Metazoa; Ctenophora; Tentaculata; Lobata; Bolinopsidae
Exons: 23
Coding region: 377-4717 (1446 amino acids)
Biological process (GO): proteolysis; meiotic chromosome separation
Cellular component (GO): centrosome; nucleus; cytoplasm
Molecular function (GO): cysteine-type endopeptidase activity
Source: RefSeq, a predicted model, not a curated record
CAGUUUCCCUAUUUACAGUUUUACUGUCUAUCCCCUUCACAAUUUCGUCCUGCUGAAACCUGAACUGAGCUACACUAUCAGUUCGAACUUUGGUUGUUUGGUGUUAACAAUAAGCUUAGCGUUCUCGCUGUAUCGUGGGGUCCCACAUAAGCAGCAGCCAGUGCAACAAACACACAUGUAGACAAGUAGGGCUGCAAAGAGUACUGACACAAAUCCUAUGUAGAUGUAGAUAUCAUCUUUCAUAACUAGGUCUUUAGGCGGUCUGUUAAUUGAGCAUGUGUUUUGUGGAAAGUACUGUCUCUUUGAUACAAGUUACAUAAUAUCUUCUUUGUAAAUAAGAUUGUUAGUAGGAUGUGCUUCACCUCAUCAUCAUAGCAUGGGCUGCCUGAAAUGGGAAGUUGUGAAAAUAGAACUAGAAGAAUCGGAAGAGCCGCUCAAAUACGUUCAAGACAAGCUCUCAAAAUAUGACAGAGAUUCAAAAUAUGCACCCGCAUUUCGUUAUCUUGGAAUACAAAUACUGAUACAUGUGCUAGACUGUGUCAAGAAAAACAGCGGAGAUAAUGUCGCCGAACUGACUCAAAUUGCACUCCAGGUAGUAGACGUGUUUAGGGAGGAAGAAGAGGUGAAGAACUACAUUAACAAACUAGCUCCUCAUCUUAUACUCGCUCUUGUUUCCACCACCAAGAGUAGUGGAGAUGUGGACAGGUUGUGUGAAGUAGUAGAGGGACUGUACGAGAUAGUAUCUAGUUUUGGUAAACAAACCUCCACCAAUACUGUGGUAGCUGCCCUUCUCAAGACGGUCUCAAGGCUGUCACAGGCCAAUAUUGGUAGCGAGAAAGUGUUCAGUAGUGUAGUUCUUUAUCUGCCCCUGUGUGGAGAUUCCAAACCUUUCUCGAACCUUCCUGCUAACGCUCUCAUCAUCGUCAGGGAAAUGGAACCUGAACUAAGAUCCUCUCUUAACAGCAGGUUGUGGGACCUAGUUGAGUGGUGUUUAGAGGAGACGAUAACAUCCAGACUUCCUGAUCUUAUCUUCCUCUUGAUACAGCUAGAUUUGAAAGAUGAUGUGCUGGACGCAGCCCGAGCAGACAGAAUAUUAGUCCUGUACUGUGAGCACCUGUCAUUACACACCCUGACUGCCCUUUUCCAGCUCGUCAGAGACAUGACGUCAUUGAUGACGUCAUCAACUCCUGACUUGGACAAUGUCCAGCUACCAACUCACGGGUACGUGGAGGUAUUCUCUACGACGCACAAGGACACGAUAUGGAUCCUAUUGGCGAUCUGCCAACACCUCUCCUUUUGCCUUCUUCGUUUGGACUGCAUACCGUCUUCAUGGCUUCAGCUUAUAUUUCACGUCAGUACGUUGAUGUACAGGAGCCCCAAAGAAAGUGUCCGACAGAAGAGCUCCCAACUCCUCGCCCACGUGCAUGCGCGUCACGUGACUCACCUGUCUGAGAUUGUUGGGUCAGAAGAAUGCUUUCAGAUUUACAUCAAUCUUCAGAUGCUCACUCUACAAAAUCUCGAAAAAACAACGAUAUCAGAAGAAGAAUUUAAAACAAAGUUGUGUGAAGCGGCAUCUCAAACAGAGUCAGUAUCUCACGAGAUAAAGUUACUGGAACUAGUAACAAUGAUACCGGGUGUUUCACUUUCAGACCAAUACCGACUAAAACUUGCUUCUAUCUACAGAUCUCAGGGACACUUAUCAGACGCGAUAUCCCUGUUAAAAGAGGAUCCUGCUCCUUCCCCUUCCAGCUCUCUUCUACUAGUUUACUGUCUGAUAUCUAAACUGAACUGUGAGCCUGCUCUCACUUAUCUCAACCGGGUGAAAAGCGCAGAUAAAGGGAUCAUGAGUUGUGUAAACGUGCUGAAAACCUACUCAAAAUUUAUCAUAUCCCUGAAACAACGAGAACCUUUCACUCUUCAAAAUCCUAUUGAGUUCUGUCAGGACGCCAAGUCUAUCCUCGAAUCUCACUCUCCAGACGACUGUGUCCUGUCCGUUCUGAUGUUCUUAGCCGGACUCUACGGACUGGACACCGUAGUUGCACGCUGCGCGGCUCAACUCUCGCCACGCCCUGAGAACCUCAUCUCAGUCCUGUCCUCUGUACCAGCUCUGCUAGCCAAUAGAACUAGAGUCACAUGGUCACGUGAUGUCGAUAUACUCACAUCUCCGGAGAGUGAAAGGCACGAAGUAGAGGAGUUAUGGGAAGACACUGCCACACAGACGGACAAACAGACAGACAGAGGGACAGAACAAGCUCUGUUGUGUGGAGUGUGUGGGUAUGUGCUGAUAGACCGAGUACUUGGGGCUGGGGAGGAGGUUUAUCAGAUCAGUGAGAAGUGUACUGCCCUCACUCUGGAAGCUGCUCACGCCAAACUAAAGAGCUGGAAACGCACUACCAUGUCUUCUAGAGCUCUUCUGUGGCAGAAUUGUGCCAUGAUCCCCCACACUCUGCACGUGCUGGCGCGCUACAUCUCCCUCUUAUUCACGUGGGGCUCAAUUCAUCAGGCCACUUUGUACCUAGACAGACUGGAGCAGCUUGCUAAGUUCUCCCGCUCAGACUACUGGAUCUCAAAACACCGGAACCUCUCAGUGUUCAUCAAAGUUACACUACAAACGUCGGUUGCUAAGAUCCCUGCUCCUAUUUCGUGUUCCCCUCUGAAACACGAGCUACUCGACUCAAACAAUGAGUAUAUGUCUCAAUAUCUAGAGUUGGAACGGUAUCGUUCAGCAGAGACUGAAAUAUUGAAAGCAGCGGCCGAAAGGAGCAACCAAGUGGUGCAGACUAAUGGUGUAUCUAGUGUGGAGGAUGGUGUGUAUCCUGUCUUCUCCUCAUCCCUCACUCCCUCUCAUCUCGCCAGAUUAAUCCUUCUGCAGCUGGAACUUUCCUGGUCUAUCGCCCCUCCUUCUCGUGAGUCCUCCGUAGAGUACCAUCACUCCUUAAACAAGUCACGUGAUACAUGGAUAUCCAACAAAUCUUCAAAGAAAGCAUCGCCUACCCACAUGCCUGCAGAACUAGAUGCGCUGUCUCAAGCGUGGUUAUCCAUGUUAUCAGACUGUCAAUCUCAGAUUCCAGGGAGAGUUGAAGAAGAAAGCAAACCAAAACCAAAAGUAGAAGAAGAAAGCAAACCAAAACCGGCAGCCAGGAGAGGUAGAAGUAGGAACAAUUCGAACAGCAAGGCAGCUGUAAAACAGACGACCACAAGACCAACCACAAGGAGACAGGCUGGGAAGAGACAAGCAGCUAGCAAGAAGUCUCAAGUUAAGCAAACGGAGACCACUGAUCAUGUUCAAUUUGGUCUCGAUGCGUGCGAAGGAUUGCAGCCAGUAUUCGUAAAAAGAGAACUGUUGAAACGUAAGAUAAAACGAGCACCACUCUGGCGAGAUGUUGAGCAAUACCACAACAUGCCCUUCAAACAUCAGAUACGUGACGUCAUCAAGAAAAAUAGUGACGUCACGAACUCUAAAGACGACAUUACAAUUCCGGAAAGUUGGACUUUUGCCAGCAUCUUGCAAAUAGAUGGUACCUUGUACCUCGGACAGAAAAGGGGCGGACGAGAGGUUGUCUUUGAAAGAGAACUUCCAUUUUCUCUAAAAUCUGCGGGUGUAGGGGGAGAAAACACGUGCUGUUUGGACGAAAUGAGACGGAUAAUUACCUGUAACGACGACAGUGUCUCUCACUCCACUGAUAAAGUCAAGUUCUGGAAGAGCAGGUACCAGUUAAAUAGCCGGCUAGAGGAAAUGGUUGAAAGACUAGAGGGAGAUUGGUUGGGUCCCUGGAAGGGUCUUCUUCUCGGGUGUCCUGUAGAGGACAAGUAUCGAGAUGUUAUUACAAAAAGUGCUGCUCAGUUGAGAGAGGAUAUCAAAUCUAAAUAUGAGGUGGAGUUGAAGGAGUUUGUAGCAGAGUACGUGUUGGACUGCUACUCUAUCCUCUCAGAAGAGCAUCUUACUGAGGUGUUACACUUACCAGGACUGCCUAUAUCAGAGGUGCUCAGUAUGGUUCAUGACUUGGCUCCUUCUGCUGCCCCCGCCCGACAUCCUACAUUGCUUGCACUUGGUCCAGAGUUGGACAUACUGCCGUGGGAGUCGUGUAAAGUGUACCGGAACCAACCUAUAUCGAGAGUUCCUAGCACCAACUUUGCGCUCACCCUACAAAAGCUCAGAAAACAACCAGUAAAGCUGAACAAGGAGGAGACAUUUUACAUCCUGAACCCGACCCAGAACCUGCCGUCAACCCAAGCAUGUUUUGAGGGAUGGCUGGCGGAACAGGAAGGGUGGCGGGGUGUGGCUGCUAAGCCUCCCUCACUUCCCGAGUACCAAGCUGGAUUGAAGAGUGACAUGUUCCUAUACAUUGGUCACGGAACUGGGAAGGAAUUUCUCGCGGGAAAGCCUAUCCAAGAGUUGGAGAGCCGCGCGGUAGCACUGUUAAUGGGCUGCAGCAGUGGGAAAAUAAAGCACACCCCAGUAGGGGGUACAGGUCCGCCUGUGGAGUACAUGCUCAGUGGCUGCCCCGCUGUGCUCGGUUAUCUCUGGAAUAUUACAGACCGGGACUGCGACAGAUUCUCCAAGAAGUUAUUAGAGCUAUGGCUGGCGGAGGGUAACACCAUCUCACUCCUGUCCCUGAUGAACCCGUCCAGAGAGGCAUGUAAACUACCCUUCUUAGUGGGGGCAGCUCCCGUCCUGUACGGAGUACCGGAUAUUCUCACCGCCCAACGAGAGUAGAGCUUCAGACUUGGUUGUGAGAACAAUACAUAGUUCACUACUUUCAGUUUCACUACUUAUUGAUGAUUACUGAUACAAAAUAAAGAAAACAUUAUUUUCUUUGUUGGGGGACUAUAGUGUAUAAUUUUUUAAAUUUGUUAUUAAAUACUUUUAAAACUUUACAGAGUACAGCAAUUAUAACGUACAAAGAAACUCGACUAAGUUAUUGCCCCCGUCUGUAAAAUCAUUGCCCCCGUCUGUAAAAUCUGUCAGGAGACCAAACACGCACACGCACCAAACACGCACAGUAAACUGCCCGCAAUUACAUGACCCUGAUGUGAUAACAAAUAUGCGAAACAAAAGUGU